AAUAAAAUAGUCUUUUCCUAUCUCAUCGAACCACUGUCCAGUCCAGUCCAGUCCUUUUUCUUUGACUCCACCCAGACAAGACAGCUGGGAAACCUCAUUUCAUCACGCCCUUUUCGCCACCGGAAACCGGCCAUGGCCUCCUCCUCCGCUGGCAACUCGCCACCGAUCUCCACCAUAUCUUCCCUAUCGAAACGUUUCGAAUUCUCUCCCGAUCCGCCGCCCAAAAUCUCUCUCUCGACCGACCAGUACCAGCAUUGCUCCGAGGCUUUACACUUCUUUAAAGAGAAAUUCAGGACCCCGAAGAGAAUCGCACAAGAGUUCGCUCAUUUACAGGCUAGUAGGAUAACACCGUCUCAGAUGGCAAGAAGCUGCAAGGUGGCUCUUGACGGUGUGAAUGUGAACAAAAACCGGUACCUGGAUGUUGUACCAUUUGACCAAAAUAGGGUUGUUCUUAAUCCAUGCAAGGAUUAUAGACCAUCUGCAAGAGGAUAUAUUAAUGCGAGCCUCAUCACGACUUCUUCAUCAGAUAACAUUUCACAGUUCAUAGCUACACAGGGCCCACUACCACAUACAUUCGAGGAUUUCUGGGAGAUGAUAAUACAGCACCAUUGCCCUGUGAUUGUGAUGCUUACUCGAUUAGUGGACAAUUAUAAGACAGUAAAAUGUGGAGAUUACUUUCAAGCAGAAGAUGGUCCUAGAGAUUUUGGAAAUAUUUCUAUUGUGACGAAGUGGAUCAAAACUACUGACACCUCAUUACUGUUGCGCAACUUGAAGGUGGGCUAUAAAGAGGCAGAGGAGCAACCCAUGAAUGUUUUGCAUAUUCAGUAUCCUGAAUGGCCUGACCAUGGAGUUCCAGAAGAUACAAUUGUUGUCCGUGAAAUUUUUAAAAGAGUAUAUAAUGUACCACCCAGUCUUGGCCCGAUAGUGGUCCACUGCAGUGCAGGAAUUGGUAGAACAGGAACAUAUUGCACAAUUCACAACACAGUCCAGAGAAUCCUUGUCGGUGACAUGUCUGCUUUAGACAUUGCUAAUACCGUUACCACAUUUAGGUCUCAGCGAAUUGGGAUGGUUCAAACCAUGGAGCAAUACUUUUUCUGCUAUGAAGCAAUCAUUCAUGAAUUAGAAGAUCUCAUCUCGGAGAUGAACAGUUAGCAUACCUCAAAAUGCUACAUCAGUGACUUUUUCUCGUGAUAAAAAAUGAACUUAAAUUGAACCAAGAGUGCUGCGACUGCUUGAUCAAUCCCCAGAAAGUAAUGAGUCAUGCCACCCUCGAUAUGUUUGUCCCCUGUAACAGACUCUGUAACUCUGGCCUUCUUGCGAAACAAAGAUUGCACUGGAUACUGCAGAACAGCCAAUUUUCAUGUUAGCAAGAAGUUGCCAGGACUGAAUCCUUUCGACGUUGUAGUAGAUACCUGCGGUUGUCUGCAUGGAGAUAAUUGUAGCCAUUUGAAGUUCAGUUCCUAAUUAUUAUUAUUUUGAGAUGGUUUUAAAA
Messenger RNA from Populus trichocarpa (black cottonwood), 1492 nucleotides. RefSeq names its product protein-tyrosine-phosphatase PTP1. The record is from RefSeq and is a predicted model, not a curated record. Lineage: Eukaryota; Viridiplantae; Streptophyta; Magnoliopsida; Malpighiales; Salicaceae. Gene Ontology annotation, biological process: protein dephosphorylation. The coding region runs from base 133 to 1152 and encodes 339 amino acids. Gene Ontology annotation, molecular function: protein tyrosine phosphatase activity. The transcript is spliced from 9 exons.